Molecule: messenger RNA, 786 nt
Organism: Rhizophagus irregularis DAOM 181602=DAOM 197198
Lineage: Eukaryota; Fungi; Glomeromycota; Glomeromycetes; Glomerales; Glomeraceae
Product: Uracil phosphoribosyltransferase synthesizes UMP from uracil
Cellular component (GO): cytoplasm
Molecular function (GO): ribosylnicotinamide kinase activity
Source: RefSeq, a predicted model, not a curated record
UCUUAGAAGAAACUGAAAAAAAAUGCAUGACCUUCCUUCUAAUGUAAUAUGCCUUCCCCAAACCAACCAAUUGGAAGCUUUAUUAACUAUUAUUCGAGAUAAAAAUACGAACCGCGGUGACUUUAUAUUCUAUUCGAAUAGAAUCAUUAGGUUACUUGUGGAAGAAGGAUUAAAUCAUUUGCCUGUUGUGGAGAAAGCUAUUGUCACUCCAACAAGUACCAAAUAUGAAGGUGUUGGUUUCAAGGGUAAGAUAUGUGGUGUUUCUAUUAUGCGUGCAGGUGAAUCUAUGGAACAAGGAUUACGUGACUGUUGCAGGAGUGUAAGAAUUGGAAAGAUCUUGAUUCAACGUGAUGAAGAGACGGCUCUACCCAAGCUUUAUUAUUCUAAAUUACCUCCAGAUAUAGAUGAUCGAUAUGUUCUUUUAUUGGAUCCAAUGCUUGCAACUGGUGGAUCAGCUAUUAAAGCUAUCGAAGUAUUAUUGUCUCAUGGAGUAAAAGAAAACAAAAUUUUAUUCCUGAAUUUAGUUGCUGCCCCCGAAGGCAUUGAAGCUGUUACCAAAAAAUAUACUGAACUUAAAAUUGUGACAGCCAGUGUUGAUAAAGGAUUAAAUGAUAAGAAAUAUAUUAUACCUGGUUUAGGCGAUUUUGGUGAUAGAUAUUUCACCCUUCCUUAAAAAGCAAAAUGGAAUUUUUUUUUAUCAUAUAUAAUUAAUGAAAAUUUAUUGUUAAAGAAAUGUAUAAUUAUAUGUAUACUUAUUUUUUUACUGUAUUGUAAUGAUAAUAAAUG